Mucor mucedo is the source of this 861-nucleotide messenger RNA. RefSeq names its product Bis-triphosphatase. Bases 221 to 670 code for a protein of 149 amino acids. The record is from RefSeq and is a predicted model, not a curated record. Gene Ontology annotation, molecular function: catalytic activity. The transcript has 5 exons. Lineage: Eukaryota; Fungi; Mucoromycota; Mucoromycetes; Mucorales; Mucoraceae.
UGACUUACUCGGACACAAAAUUCGUAGUGAGUUGAUCGGGAGAGUGGUCUAAAAGUGAGCCACCCACAAUUUGCUUGACUUUGCCGUGAUGGAGAUCGAUACAACCGUUGAAUCGUGUCAUGUCAAAAAAAUAAACAGGUCUAAAAGGGAAAGAAGACUGUCUUCAAAAAAACAAUUUUUUAUUUUGAAGCUUUUCUCUUUAAUUAUUUAGACACUUGUAAUGACUGGUUGCAAAUUUGGUCCUUACUUGAUUCAUGAGUCUCAAAUAUUCUUUCGGUCUCAAUGGUCAAUCGGCAUUGUCAACUUGAAACCCAUUGCACCUGGACAUGUCCUUGUCAUUCCUAAAAGAAUCGCACCAAGAUUAGCUGACCUGAAUAAAGAAGAGACUGCAGAUUUAAUGCUUUCCGCUCAACACAUUGGCGGUGUAGUCGAAAAGCACUUCAAGGGUACUUCACUUACACUGACUAUUCAAGAUGGACCUCAAGCAGGCCAGACCGUACCACAUGUUCAUAUACAUGUUGUCCCAAGAAAGAAAGGAGAUUGGGCUCAAAAUGAUGAUAUUUAUAAAGAACUGGAUCAACAAAAAAAGGGUGUUGAUAAUGAAGAUAGAAAACCUCGUACACAAGAAGAGAUGGCUGUAGAAGCAGACGAGCUUCGUUCACUCUUUUAAAAAUAAAAAAUAAAAUAAUAUGGUUACUUUUCAGCUUAGUUGGGGCCUUCAGAUGUGGCACGGGUGGCAACUUGGUAUCCUCCUUGUUUGUACAUUCUAUCCUGUAAUUCCUUCUUUUGUGUUGAACUGCCAUCAUAAAACUAGGUACAAAAGUCUAAGCACAUACAUACAUAUUUGGGAGAUACUUUUUA